Molecule: messenger RNA, 930 nt
Organism: Echinostoma caproni
Lineage: Eukaryota; Metazoa; Platyhelminthes; Trematoda; Plagiorchiida; Echinostomatidae
Source: the annotation of a GenBank genome assembly
AUGCCAGAAACAUUACGUCACCGUCGAAAAUCAAGCUCGCCCCAACGACGCACUAUUCCUGUCCGUUCGAUGCCGUCCACACAUUCUACCGGAAUUAAACAAUCUCCGAUUGUUCCGAUUGUUUCCCCCGGCCCAUGGUCGAAGUUGCCUAACCGUCGCCGUUUGUUUACUGCGGAUACUCCGCCGUCAUCUGAAGAUAUUGAGAUAAUUGGAGUCACUAACUCUGCUGUGAUCGUCCCGGACACAGAGUCUGAUGAACAUGGACAACCCCCAAUUCUCACUCUUGUGCUUGAAACGGAACCGGAGACAGGUGAUCCUAGCCCACUUGUGCCAGAUAGUGAAGCCCUAAUGAUUGCAGAUACCCAGGAGCCGGAACCGUGUGUUGGGUCCGCACCGGAUCAUGAGGAACAGGCAGCUCAGACCGCCACCCAAGGUGAUAUCGCAACAAGCUCCGAAUGCUCAGUAAUCGAAAGCAGUCAAGAGAAUGAACAAUGCCGUCCUAUAGAAGAAGACGCAAAAUCACCUUUGCCGCAAACUGAUAAUCUAGCCGUCAAAACUGAUCUCAGAGAAGCUCCUCUCGCGACGCAACCAUGUGUCCUCAUGGAAGAAUCCGUUUCGGAAAAGUCACUGACGAACCAUGUGCUUACCGUUCCCAUUCGCGAAGAAGACACUCAAGAUGCGACUCAGCUGGACGAGGCUACCUCUGUUGGGGCUGAAGACCUACCACCGUUGGAACAAACCAAACCUGAACUGAGUCUAGAUACGGUCGACGGACCUGUCCACCCGGUUGAUAAUCAGGAUACUGAUGCAGAGGCACAAAUUCGAGCCAGUUUGUCGCAGAUCGCUUCAAAAUUGGCCGAUCUCCCCACAGCGCGUCACCAGGCUGUUCUCAUGGAUGUUCUGAGCACUUUCAAAUCACUGAUGCACUGA